AUGUGCAGCUGGUGUGUCUACAACUUCACUGUCAUGAUCCCCGUGGCCUCCACGUCGCAGCAGCCAGAGCUGCCAGCGGCUUGCAUUGCGAGACCGAAUGCUUCUCAGCUGAUGAGCCAGCAGGUGAGCGUGGUUUACAUUCUCUUGGGCCAGAGGAAGACUUACUUCAAGAAGUUUCCAGUUCAAGACUUGGAACCCGAAGAUCGACAGCUCUUCGCGGUGGAGAAGGCAUAUCGUCAAGCUUGGGAAGCAGCCGGGGUUGUGAGCGUGAUGUCGGAGGAUGCCACCUUUGUGAUCUCUAAGCAGCAAAAUCCACGGCUGCUUGACCUUUGCACAGAGUAUCCGCGACAUCAGGUGUUCAACCACUUGGGCUUCGUUCAGCCCAUCACGGUCAAGUCACAGCUGGCUGCAGCUGCGAGGCGCUUCGCAGCCGGAGCGAAAUGGCGCGCAAAAGAGAUCUCAAGCUUGAUGCCGGCCAGUUACAUAUUGAGGAACCCUCGUGACUGCCUGGAAUUCCAGGAUCAGGUGAGGUCAGGAAUGUGGAUUCACAAGAAGGACAGGACUCACAACAGUCAAGGCGUUCGAUUGCUCACAUCGCAGGAGGCCCAAGGCUUUGCCCAAAGCUGUGGGAACGAGUCCAGCCGCGGUUUGGUCCAACGCUACUUGCCCAAUCCGUUGCUGAUCCACGGCCGGAAAUGCGACUUCCGGAUCUUUCUCUACAUCCCAAGCUCCGUCCCGCUGGUUGCCUUCUCAUCUCCGGUAUGGUACAUGCGCUGCGGACACGAGAAAUUUAACUUGUCUUCCACAGAUCCUCAGAACGUGGUCACCAAUACCAAGGUGAACGGAAAGCUGCGGAAAGGGGCGAAUUACAGUGAGUUGGUUCUGGGACCAAAGCAAGUCCAAGCCAUACUCUCUGAAACGGGAUUCGACUCCGACUUUGUUGAGGUGAAGCUAGCUGCAAAGAUCAAGCAAAAGCUGACCUUACUUAUGGAGGUGCUCGAAUCGCAAGCAGAUCAUUUGAAGACCACAGGCUACGAGUUGUUAGGCGUUGACAUGAUGUUGACUUCCGACCUGAACCUUUGGCUGAUCGAGGUGAACAGUUCCCCUGGGAUGGAGAGCAGUUUGGGGGCUCGCCAAACAGCCGACACUUGGAACGAAGGGGGGCACUGCGGCACAGGUGAGCUUGGUGAUCUUAGUGAAGAUAGCGGUUUGCAAGUGGUGUGUCAACGCCUACCCCUCUUGGAGCGACAUUCCUCGACACACUUCGUGCAGGCAGUGAAUACGGCCAUUAACAGGGUGGGAUCCAAAUUCGGACUCUGUGAGCUGGUGGACGAGGAUGAUGACCUGGUAACACCACAGACGAGUCGAAAUGCCACGACCUCAUUGGGCUUGAGGAGGCGUGCCACAACGGGUUCGCGGCUCAACCACAUGGACAAACCAAAGAGGCUGUUCCGACGACGGAGUUUGGAUUUGGAUGCCAUGUCGGCAUGGUCUGCCAUCUCCAAUCGGGGUCUUGGAGACAAGCUGCCUCAGGGCCUCAUCGAGGAGAAGCGAGAAGGAAGUUGUCUCAGUUCACCUUCCUCCUCGGCACCGACGAUCCAAGAGUUGGGUUUACCGCUGAUCUUUCGAAGGAACAGCCACUCACUGAUGAAUGUGCAAAAGAUGGCAAUGCCAAGUCAAAGCAGCAAAGAUCUGCAAAGUCUCGGCAGCCAAAUCAUCGCUGAGGAGAAGCUCAAGGAAAGCAGCACCAGAGCCUCGAUCCUGGAUUUUGAGCAUCUGUUCGUGCAGUAUUUUGUGGAGGUUACCCCUUUGCUCCGCCAUCGUUUUUGCGCCUCCUCGGAUGCCUGGCUAGCGCAACCUUCGGCACACGAAGUGGUGCGAGCCUGGAAGGAGGUCUUGGUGGAGGGUUUGAUGUCGCAUCGACAACUGAUCUUGCAGCACUGGCCGGAGUUGCAGCUGUCCAAAGAGGCGCUACACAGCAAACUUCAGAAGGAGUUGGUGGUGCAGGAUGAAUUGGCAGGUCCCAAGCGACGCGUUUUAUUCACCUUGGCGCCUGAGCAGGUUUGUCACAGGCUGAUUUGGGCCUUGGGCGAUAGCAUCCCAGCGGAGCUUGCGCUGGAGGACAUCGGGCGAAGAUUGCAGCAGCGCUUCCCCCAAAGCCGGAUCCGCUGCUGUGAUGGAUUGUUUUGGCCUCAUAGCGUCAUCCGCACCCUCUUUUUCAUUGCAACGGCCUUACUACUCUUCGGCUUACGAGCUGCCGCACUGGCUGCCUGGGCUGUCUACAAGGCAGAUCCUCCAACACCUGGCAAAAGGAAAAAGGUGGACCUUUCUGGACCCACUUGGGAAGAGUAUUUAGAUCAGUUCUCGGCGCGUUUGAUCCUCGCCUCUUCGCUGGCCUUCUUUUGGCUUCUCUAUGGUAUUGCGGCAGCUUUUCCGCUGCGCUCCCUCCAUAGCCCGUUUAAGAGAGAUUUGGGUUGCCUUGCGGCAUAUUCCAGCACGGGCACGUUCUUAUUUAGGCUAGUUGCUCCCAUUGCAGCCUGCGGUGUGCCGGCUGCCAUGGCUGUUCGCUUUGACAGGCUGGGUCUGGGCCUCUUGGUUCCAGCGCAAGAUCGACCAGCAG
This is a messenger RNA of Cladocopium goreaui, 2620 nucleotides long. Lineage: Eukaryota; Dinophyceae; Suessiales; Symbiodiniaceae. The record is from the annotation of a GenBank genome assembly.